Molecule: messenger RNA, 429 nt
Organism: Cladocopium goreaui
Lineage: Eukaryota; Dinophyceae; Suessiales; Symbiodiniaceae
Source: the annotation of a GenBank genome assembly
AUGGUGGUGACAACUGAUGGGUCAUCACUGACCUAUGAACGCCUUGCAACCUGCUCUGUAUUCGUUGCACGAGGCCUUCUGGCUUUGGGUGUGUCGUCGAAGCAGCCGCUGCUGAGCCACAUGCGGCGAGGCGGCCUUCUAAGACCAUUCAAGCUUAUACGCAAGAACAUGCUGGAAUCCACAAAGAUGUUGGGAGUAAAGCAUCAGAUCGCUAUUGACAUUUUUGUAUUUGUCGAUAAAUUAGGUCAGAGUCAGAUUAUUAUGUAUAGGUCCGAUGCAGGCACAAGAAGGUGCCUUGUAGGAUUUAUUGCAAGUGGAAGCGGGUUCCAGUUCCCGUCAUUUCUUUUCGUGUUUGGAUGGCAGGUUGUGAAUGGUAUAUCCUGUACGUUGCUCUAUCCCGUCUCGGUGUACCUUUGGCCUCUUGCCUGA